Puccinia graminis f. sp. tritici CRL 75-36-700-3 is the source of this 2283-nucleotide messenger RNA. RefSeq lists its product as uncharacterized. Lineage: Eukaryota; Fungi; Basidiomycota; Pucciniomycetes; Pucciniales; Pucciniaceae. The record is from RefSeq and is a predicted model, not a curated record. The transcript is spliced from 4 exons. Bases 1 to 2283 code for a protein of 760 amino acids.
AUGGACAGUCAAACUCGCGGCCACACAACGAUACAGGCUAAAGACGAACUGGUUCAAGGGAAAGAAGCGGGACCAAUAUUAGCCGAGAUUCAGAACAAACAACCUUCAUCUCUGGAAGACAAGUUGAAUGAAGAGACUGCGGCGCCCAAAGACAUUUCUGGCUCCUCUCCAUUUUCGCUCUCUUCUCCCAUUCAUGUGGAUGGCGGUCUGAAUCAGGAAAACACUCUAGCCACACAAGGCUGCUCACAACCGCAGAUUUGUCUUGUGGAUGAUUUAUCAGCUGCAACUCCAACUGGCAGCGAUAAGCUAUCCCCAUUGGAAGUCACUUUCAGUCCCACUAGAGGAAGUCAAAACCAAAAGUCUACGUCAACCACCGAAACCCAAGAUUCUUCCCCGGCUUACCAAUCUUCUGUGCAAGAUAAUUUCCUAGAUACAAACGAUUCCUUGUUAGAAGAUCCAGCACUACAAGAAAUCCAAGAAUUUAACACAACCGCUAAUCUCGAGACUAGUCAAAUUGUCGAUAUUUCAGACAGCCCCCUCAAUGGAGAAGAGAACACGCCGGCUGAACUUGAGACGGACGAAUCACGACAUACUCCCAACGUUGCGUAUGACAUCCCCAACGGGGAAAAUCCGAUUCCUCUUUUUAAUCCUUCCAGCCCUAGUCCCCUUGCGAAAUACGACGUUUCCGAUUCACAGAGGUGUAGAACAGUGGGAUCCCCAAAACAUCAGGCUUUAUCCCAUUGUAUGCAAGCAACCAGUGUGCUACCAUCAUCAACUCCCGCUUUCUGCCGCCAAGAUUCGAAUGAGGGCGGUAUGAAUGAUUCAAGGUCCCUCGAAACUGUGCAAAUGCCUUCAAAAUGUGGCACUAUUGUUCCAACUAAAGCCCCCUCUCCUCAACAACAGAAUAAAACACCUACACCAAAUCGGCUGGCGGCUCAACAGUUGCACACUAGUCGCAAAGAGGUCCGCAAGUUGCAAUACGCCAAGAAGCUUGGCAUUCACUUGACCGAGCUGGAUCCCUAUGACUUGUACUCAGAUCCAAUAUGGUUAGGAGAUAUCCUGGUUGAACUGACCGGGGGUGAACUACAGUCACGUCUAGAAAGUCAGAAAGAAGUGUUGCUUGAGCUGAUUGGAAAUACAAGAAUGGAGUUCGGCUGGUAUGCCAAGGAGAUGCUCGACACAAUCACUUUGAACUUCUUGAAAACCGUCAGUGCAGAGAAGGAAACCCAAGAAAAAACCCGGUUUUUGUUUGUUGAUGGGGGCAAAUGGGCUUUCCUUCAAGAUGCUAUAGCGGAUACCAAGCAAUUUGGAGCAAUAUUACGCCGAUGUCCCCGACUGCUCCAAAUUUCAGAUACACAUCCUUAUUUCAAUAAUAAUACCCUCAAGAUCGAUGUUCUAUCUAAACCAAUUGAUGUGAAAUUGGGAGGGGAUAUCAGAUCGGGAAGCUGGUUUUCGCUCAAUUUUCUGACGUGUGGCACCUCAACCUCAUCUUGGCCAGACCCCAAGUCAGACUUCGCUCGUAAGAUGGAAAGUAGUAUCAGCCAAUUGAUUCAAACCGCCCGAGACUCAGUGUGUGCGCUACACAAGAAAGUGCGGCCUUCGGGACCAGACAAAUCACAAGUGGAGAAAGAAAAGGAAACGAACGGUCGAUCAGCUGCGAAGGACUAUCUUGUACUGAAGCUGACUGCAAUGGGAGCUUGCAUGAAGAAUACGGCUGAGACGUCGCACCACGAAGGGCUGUCCCAUCUUUUGCAAAAGAUAUUUGAAAUGUUCUUAGGAGUUGUGAUGAUCUAUAAAGGUUAUGCAUGCAUAAAUCUUGAGAAGAACGGGGCGGCGAAAUCGGAUAAGCUUUACAAACGUGGGGGAGCUAUGUUACGUGACACGUUAAAUCAUAAUAAUUGGACGACUGAGGGCCAAUACGAAGCCGAGGUCCAAGGCCAUGAGGAAAAAAGCAAGGAUUGUACGGAGUUGAAACAGCGAAGCAUUGGCGCCUUGGUCCUUUUCUUGAAUUUUGGGAUACAGGGGUGGUUUGGUUGUUUCAAAAACCAGAAAAAAUAUACUUAUCGGGAUAUUUAUUCAUUGAUGACGCUGGCGCACGAUAUGUCUCUCAAGGGUAUCAGCAUAAUCUCGAAUCAAACCAGACCCGGUACACAUACUCCAUGGCGCCACAUGAACAGAUUCCUUGCUGAGACCUUUGCUUCGGCGGGAAUAGGUUGUGAUAAUAUCAACUGGUACAAAGCACUAGUAGUCUGGGAUUCAAUACUGGACAAAGCGUUUGGGUAA